AAGGAGGAAAGAGCACAAGAAAACAUGUGAGCGUUCUGAGGACUUUAGUGAGAGGCAACUUUUAUUUUCUUAUGUGUUUUUUUCUCCACCCGUGCAUGUCCACACUCUCUCUGAAGGAAUUACAUCUGAAAGGAACGUCACGUCUCUUUUUUUGUGUUUGUGUGUGUGUUCAUCAGGAUAAAUUGUGUUUUUGCUUUGCUUUAGUUUUUUUUUUUUAAUAUUUUGCGCUAUAUAAUCAAAAGAAGCAAUAAUUAAUUUUUUUAAACACCUGCCUUUGUUGACGUGAAUCAAAUUUUGGGACAGCUGCGUUUACAAACAACUAAUUUGUAAUUAACGGCUUUUGCUACUUGGAAAAUAGAGCUCUAAUAAAUAUAUUCUUCAUAUACUGCAGGUUAACAUCUCUCUUUUUUAAAAAGAAAAAAGGGGGGGGUGAUAUUUUGUAUUUUUCAGUUUUUUUAAAUAUAUAUAUAUAUUUUUUGUCAUUAUUUUAUUUGAUGAUUUUUUUGAAACUAUGAAGCAUUUGCAAUUCGUGCUCGUCCUGGCCAUCGCGGUCAACGUGUGGGAAUGUGGGGACGCAAAGUUCGGCGAGAGAGGAGAGCUCAGCCCCAGGAGGAGAAGAUGUUACGACGGGAGUUUGCCCAAGCGGCUGAAGAAAAGGGAGCGAAAAGUGUUGCUUGACGGCAGCAGCAGCGGAGACGUUUGCCACAGGUUGUAUCCUCGGGUGUCCUGCUGUCCCACCAGGAGAGCCGCCUAUCAGAUCCUGCACCGCAGGGAUGCCAGGAUUUUCUCCACCAACAAUACAGAAUGUGGACGUCUCCUGGAGGAGAUCAAGUGUGCUCACUGCUCCCCCAAUGCCCAGGUGUUGUUCCACUCCUUGGACAUGGAUAAGAUGCCACACAGGGAGCCAGACCUGCCGCGGCUCUGCCAGGACUUCUGCCGCGAGUUCUACUACACCUGCAGGGGACACAUACCAGAGCUCUUCCAAGCCGAUGUGGAUGAGUUCUGCCAGUACUAUGGGAGGAGAGAUUCCAGUUUAUGCUUUCCGGAUUUUCAACGAAAGCAACCACAUGGGCAAGAUUCCAACUACUUGGGAGAUGAGAAAAUAGAAGAUAUCAGCAGGAAACACAAACACAACUGCUACUGUGCCCAGGAGGUGUUGAGUGGUCUAAGGCAGCCGGUGGCUGUGAUGCACUGUGGUGAUGGUUCCCAGCGUCUCUUUGUCCUGGAGAGGGAGGGAAUUGUCAGGAUACUCAACCAUGACCUCGAGCUCAUCAAGGAGCCCUUCUUGGACAUCCACAAGCUGGUGCAGAGUGGCCUGAAGGGUGGAGAUGAAAGGGGCCUGCUAAGCCUGGCAUUCCACCCCAAUUACAAGAAGAAUGGCAAGCUCUACGUCUCCUACACCACCAACCAAGAGCGCUGGGCCAUUGGACCACACGACCACAUUCUCCGUGUGGUUGAAUACACCAUUUCAAGGAAAAAUCCAAACCAGGUAGACACCAGGACAGUCAGGGUGCUCAUGGAAGUGGCAGAGCUACACAGGAAACACCUAGGGGGUCAACUUCUUUUCAGCCCUGAUGGUCUGCUGCACAUCAUUCUGGGAGAUGGCAUGAUCACUCUGGAUGAUAUGGAGGAAAUGGAUGGACUCAGUGAUUUCACAGGGUCCGUGUUAAGGGUAGAUGUGGACACAGACUGUUGUACGUCAGCCUACUCCAUACCACGAAACAAUCCCUACUUCAACAGCACCAACCAGCCACCUGAAAUCUUUGCCCAUGGAUUACAUGACCCAGGCAGGUGUGCAGUGGAUCGACUUCAGACAGACAAUGGCACUCUCCUAAUCCUCUGUACAGAUGCCAGUGGCAAAAACACAUCAGCAGGAAGAAUAUUGGAAAUUACUAAGGGGAAGGAUUAUGAAAAUGAGCCCUCUGUCUAUGACCUGCAGUCCAGUGGAGGAGCACCACCUGUGGGGGGCUUCAUCUACAGGGGCUGCCAGUCCAGAAGACUUUAUGGCAGUUAUGUGUUUGGAGAUAAAAAUGGUAACCUGCGGAUCCUUCAGAAGUCUACAUUUCCGUCAUCAGCAAGUGAUGAACAAUGGCAGGAAAAAUCUCUGUGUCUGGGCUCAGCUGGCUCCUGCGGCUCUGCGCUUGUUGGACACAUCUUGGGUUUCGGAGAGGAUGAACUGGGCGAAGUCUACAUGCUGGCAAGCAGUAAAAGCAUGGCACAGUCACACAGUGGGAAACUCUACAAGCUGGUAGACCCCAAAAGGCCUCAUGCCCCCAAGGAGUGCCAGCGUCAGGUGGAGCCGCCAGAGCUGCUGAUGACAGCUUGUUCCCGACACUGUAAGAACGGACACUGCACUCCCACUGGCAAGUGCUGCUGCAGCCUCGGCUGGGAGGGACCCUUCUGCCGAGUUGCCAAAUGUGAACCAGCCUGCCGCAACGGAGGGGUGUGCAUGGAGCCUAACAAGUGCCUGUGUAAGAGCGGCUACUCCGGAGACCAGUGUGAGAAGAGCGAGCGGGGUAUGCCCAACGACCAGGAGAAAGACGGCAUACUGGACCACAUCAUUGACAUGACCUCGUACCUCUUAGACCUGACCAGCUACAUCGUAUAGGGGUGUGCAGAGGGGGGCUGCUCCCCACCAUCAUCCUCAAGUUGACACAAAUCUACCUAUCACCACCAGCAGACCCUAACGAGGUGUCCUUAAUAUGGCCUCUUAAUCUCCCUCACACCCACACAGGCAUGCACACACACACACACACGCAUACACACACACACACACACACACACACACACACACGCUUCCAAAUACACACCAGAUCCCCAUCAGACUGCUUUUAUUCCACGUCACCAUACCAAACUCUUCCUCUUCUCACCUAUAAGCUACUUGCUCUUGAGCACCAGGCCUGGCAUCCAAGCCGUGUUCACAAGUUCAAAGAGACCUGCGGACAGUUGAUCGACAAGCAAGGCUAAGUUAUGGAAGUUCCACUAAGACAUUUCCUCUCUUGUUCAGACAACGCCUGCACCCGGCUGACUCCACAGGAACAAGAACUCCACAGGAACAGGAACUCCACAGGAACGAACUAUUUAAAUCCAGGACUUUGGAUGUUUUCAGGGGCUAUCUGUUGCCUUACUUAAGACCCCCCCCCCCCCCCCCCCCCCCCCCCCCCCACCAAAAAAAAAAAAAAAAAAAAAAAAAACCAUAGUUUGAGGCAUUUCACUGGAGACAGUUCAGGAGUUCAUUAAGGAUUCAAAAUUGUAAGGAACGGCACGGCUCAAGAUCCAAUUUGUGCUCCUGGUCCUUUAAAAACACGGCAAAGUAAAUGUCUUCACACACAGACUUUGAAGGAACAGAGUCACGCGUCACAUAGAGCCUGCAGUGCUUUGUGCUCUACUAUCCUAAAGGCACUAAUACAAGAACAACCAUGUCGUCUCAUUUAUGAUGUUGUAUUUAGUUUGUGGGUACAUUGUCAUACAAAGCGAUAACAGUAUACAGUAUGUAUAGUUUGUUUUGCAACACUCGCUUGCUAUCAGUGUACAGAUCGGAUCCACACACAACAGAGGACUGUUAAACAAAAGUAGUGACAAGUGAGUGAGAACAUCGUGUUUCGUCACAGCCAGUUUCAUGCAUUCUGAAGGGAGUUUUUGAACUGAGUUUUCCCAUGCACUGUAUUCAUUUUUAUUGUUUCCUUCACUUGAUUAUUCACAACGAGUCUCGACAUUUAUUCAAAGCGUAGUGAGAAAAAGUUACACACUCGGAUACCACACGAUCACAGGUAUGGUUUGGCAGACUCCUUUCGUUGCGUCACACUGAAAGUCGAAUUCAAAACUACAAAGGGAAGAGAUAGCGCGGUGAUGUAUAUUUCCAAUAGAGCUUACCUAAGUACUGCUUAGCAUUGCAAAAAAAAACUAUAGCAUUACUAUUGUUAUCAUAGAGGAGGGUUUAUUUUUUUAAGCGUAAUAAUAUAUGGGAGAAUAUGGUGUUUAUAGAAAGCAGUUUUACACUAAGCUUGUCAGUUCAUGUCAUUUCAUGUCGUACUUAUACAUAUGCAGCUUUUAUGGAAGACACGUGAGGACUUUUUUUCUUUUCUUUUUUUUCCCCAGUGUAAAAGUAAUGCAUGUCUAUGCCUGCAUAGAAUAAUUCAGAGCAGUUGGCGGAGUCCAUCUAACUCUUUCCCCUGACAUAUGGUUAUAUUACCACUGUCAGAAAUGUGUCUCUGUUGUAAGAUGAUCAAAGAUCCCAUCGGGCCUCUGAGUCACUGUGGAAGCAGCUCACAGUCAGAGGCAGAUCUUAUCCGCAAAGAGCAGAUUUAAGAUUAACCUGAGGGGAAAAAAAAUGUCAAGAUUAAAUCCUCUCAUGAGCAUCUGACUCCUACACAGUCAGAAAACGGUCACACACAGAUCGUCUGGAGCCACAGCGGUGUGUUCGUCUUUUCAGAUGCCAGAAAUAAGUUCAUACAGAGAUUAUAUUUAUAUGAAUUCUUUUUUCAACAACUGAUUAAUCUUAUUAGGACUUCUGCAUCUGAUCAUUAGCUACUUUAAAUCCCAUAAAAUGAGUAUGACAGAGCCAUCAGUUGUUGUGUUGAGCAGUUUGACGGUAAACAGGUGUAAUUCUUACUUUCUCCCCUACUUUUAUUUCGGCAAACAAGUUUCACAGUUAAUUGAAGUUCGGUGUCUGUAAAUGAUGUAUUUGCCGGUCAUCUCCCACUUCGCUCGAGUUUGCUGAAAUAAAUCAGCUCUACCUGGUCUUCAUAAGUCAAAAACGGAAUUCAUGCUGUAAAAUGGAAAAUUCUAAUUUUUUUUUAGCACUUAAUGUGAAAGUUGCAUUGUAGCUGCUGAGACGGCGUGGUGUGAAUAGAAUAACCAUUUUCAUUAUUUAAGUAGUUACACAAAUAAAAUAAUUAUUUAAGUUCUCUAUGUUGUUUUUACCAUUGUACUGUAUGUGACAGUUUUUAUUCCUGUAUUGUAAAUAUAACUAGGGAUAACUUUGUUUCUCUUCAGAAAUAUCAAUAUGUCUAUUAAAGUUUAUAGCAUGUCUGAAA
This is a messenger RNA of Amphiprion ocellaris (clown anemonefish), 5036 nucleotides long. It is a transcript of the gene hhip, whose product is annotated as hedgehog interacting protein. The coding region runs from base 512 to 2608 and encodes 698 amino acids. Lineage: Eukaryota; Metazoa; Chordata; Actinopteri; Pomacentridae. The record is from RefSeq and is a predicted model, not a curated record. The transcript has 13 exons.